Molecule: messenger RNA, 2897 nt
Organism: Apis mellifera (honey bee)
Lineage: Eukaryota; Metazoa; Arthropoda; Insecta; Hymenoptera; Apidae
Gene: Marf
Product: transmembrane GTPase Marf
Exons: 13
Coding region: 299-2599 (766 amino acids)
Biological process (GO): mitochondrial fusion; mitochondrion localization
Cellular component (GO): mitochondrial outer membrane
Molecular function (GO): GTPase activity; GTP binding
Source: RefSeq, a predicted model, not a curated record
UCUUCUAAUCAGUUCAUAUGUGAAUCUGUUUUAAUGUAAUGUAUUGCGAUCUAUUCGUUAAUUCGUUAAAUAUUUGUAAUCUCGAAAUGUUUUUAUUUGCUGUUUUAUAUACCAUCAAAUUCAUAUUCAACUAAAAAUAUGAUAUUAAAAAGAUUGUAACUAUCAACGUUGAUCCUGCAUGCUGUGCACUACAUCAUCGUCCUGCCUAAAAUAUUGCACUGUACUUUUUCUUAUUUUGCCAAAUAUUAUAUAUAUAUAUAUAUAUAAAAUAUAUAUAAAAUAAGUUAAAUAAGAAAUUAUGGCUGCCUACAUCAAUCGUACAAUUUCCAUGAUUGGAGGAGACAGCCACUUAAGAUCAACAGAUAUACGAAUUGAUAAUUCUCCUCUUCAGAUUUUUGUUAAAGCCAAGAAAAAGAUCAAUGACAUAUUUAUGGAAAUAGAAGAUUAUGUGCAGGACACUAUAGAAUUUAUGAAAUCAUUGCAAACUGAACGUAAUAUUGUUACUGUAGAAGAAGCACAAAGAAUUGAAAGCUAUGUUGCUAAGGUCCAUGCAAUUAGAGAUGUACUUAAGAGGGAUCACAUGAAAGUUGCAUUUUUUGGAAGAACUAGUAAUGGAAAAAGUACAGUUAUUAAUGCAAUGUUACGUGAUAAAAUCUUACCAAGUGGCAUAGGACAUACUACAAAUUGUUUCUUACAAGUUGAAGGUUCAGAUAAUGGUGAAUCUUAUUUAAUCACAGAAGGAUCUACUGAAAAACAACCUGUUCAAUCAGUUGGUCAAUUAGGCCAUGCUCUCUGUAAAGAAAAGUUAUGUGAAAGUCAUUUAGUAAGAAUAUUUUGGCCAAAAGAAAAAUGUUUAUUAUUAAGAGAUGACGUAGUAUUUGUUGAUAGCCCUGGAGUAGAUGUAACACCAAAUCUGGAUGAAUGGAUUGAUAAACAUUGUUUGGAUGCAGAUGUUUUUGUGUUAGUGGCCAAUGCAGAAUCUACUUUAAUGGUGACUGAAAAAAACUUCUUCCAUAAAGUGUCUACAAAAUUAUCUAAACCAAAUAUUUUCAUCUUAAAUAAUAGAUGGGAUGCAUCUGCUUCAGAACCAGAAUUUUUUGAACAGCUGGUCAAAGAGCAAAAAGAAGUAAGGGCACAACAUCAAGAACGGGCCGUCGAUUUCUUGUCGAAAGAAUUAAAAGUUUAUACGCCUAAAGAUGCCGAAGAAAGAGUUUUUUUUAUAUCGGCAAAAGAAACUCUUCAAGCUCGUAUGCAAGAACAACGUGGUCAACCUGCUCAUAAUGGUGCACUAGCAGAAGGAUUUCAAAAUCGUUAUUUCGAAUUUCAAGAUUUCGAACGAAAAUUUGAAGAAUGUAUUUCAAAGUCUGCUGUAAAAACAAAAUUUGAACAGCAUUCUCAACGUGGAAAACAUAUCGCUACAGAAAUACGACAAACUCUCGAUGAAAUAUUAGAAAGAGCACAAAAAAUGAAAAAUGAACAAUUACAUAUUAAAAAAAAUGUUCAUGAUAAAUUAAAUUAUACGGAACAACAAUUAAUGUUACUGACUCAAGAAAUGAAGGACAAAAUUCAUCAUAUAGUAGAAGAUGUCGAGCAAAGAGUAUCUAAAGCUCUUAGUGAAGAAAUUCGUAGAUUAGCAGUACUUGUUGAUGAAUUCAGUGUUCCAUUUCAUACUGAUCCAGUAGUUUUAAAUGUAUAUAAACGAGAACUUCAUACACAUGUAGAAAAUGGUUUAGGUUCUAAUUUAAGAGCAAGACUCAGCACUGCAUUGGCAUUGAAUAUUGAAACUUCUCAAAGAGAAAUGACAGAACGAAUGGCAAGUUUAUUGCCAGAUAAUAAAAGACAAAUGUCAUUAAACAUUUUACCAAGACGAGAACCAUUUGAAAUUUUGUACAGAUUAAAUUGUGACAAUUUAUGCGCAGAUUUCCACGAAGAUUUAGAGUUUCGAUUUUCUUGGGGAAUUACAGCCAUAAUUAAUAGAUUUGCAGGAAGACAAGGAAAAAAGUUACCAAUCGCUAAUUAUUCACAAGAAAUGCCACCUGCAAUUAUGUCUCCUGCAGAAAGUAUUGAUUCUAUAAAAUUUAUGACAAAUACUUCAAACUAUCAAUCAAGAUCGGAUGAUUGGUCAUUAGCUACUAAAAUUGCAAUAGCAUCUAUAACAUCUCAAGGUACUAUGGGAGGACUUAUAGUUGCUGGAUUUAUGUUGAAAACAAUUGGUUGGAGACUUGUUGCUGUAACCGGUGCUAUAUAUGGUGCUUUAUAUCUUUACGAACGAUUAACAUGGACUAAUAAAGCAAAAGAACGUGAAUUUAAACGUCAAUAUGUAUCGCAUGCUACGAAGAAAUUGAAACUAAUAGUAGAUCUCACAUCUGCAAAUUGCAGUCAUCAAGUACAACAAGAAUUAUCAAGCACUUUUGCACGUUUGUGUCAUUUAGUAGACGAAGCAACAUCUGAAAUGGAUACUGAAUUAAAAAAUAUUGCAAGUACAAUACGAAUAUUGGAAGAAGCAACUAGUAGUGCUAAAGUUUUACGAAAUAAGGCUAAUUAUUUAACAAACGAACUCGAUUUGUUCGACGCAGCAUAUUUGAAGUCUUUAAAUUAAACAUUGAAUUAUAUUUUUAAAAAUAAUACAAAUUACUAAAUAUCGAUAUUAAGAAUAUCAUUGUUUCAGAAAAUAUACUUAUGUAUGCUGUGAUUAUUAAUACAUUUUAUGGUGUUGUCAAUAUUCUAAGAAACAUGCAUACUUGGAUGUGUUUUUUGAAACAAUUUCUAUGCAGAGCUGGAAAAGAGACAUUCACAGAUCUGAUUGGUUAUUUCUGAAUGGAUUUAUUAUAACUGUAAAAGUAGGAAUAGUGAUAGUGUUACAUUUUUAAAUUUUUAAAUAAAAUUAUGUAACAUUA